AGGACCUGGAUGUAGUGGGGUGUCCUCCGUCCCCUCUGAUGUUUGACACGGCCCUGGCUCUGGAGGACCAGACUAUCAGGGCCAUCGCUGAGGGUCCUAUGGACAUCCUGACUGGGGUCGAGCUGGAUGCUUCGGGACACGAUGACUCUGCUGACAUGGAGCUCUCUGAGAGAGUUCUGCAGUCUAUAGAGGACCAAAUUGUAUCAGAGGUAAUAGGAGGAGGGGACACCACGGAAAAUUCAUCUACAGAACUGGACCAUGUUGCUGCAGACACCUCCAGAUGAGAGCUUUGCCUCCAGACUUGUGUUGAAUUCCAGAGACUAAUGUUGAGUUGACCAAUUCAAAGCCAGGAUGGAUCUUCAAGGUGGUAGAUCAUAACAAAGCCUUUGCACACCAUUGCCAAAUGACUACUGUUAAGUCAUUGUUUAAUCAGUUGUCAUAUUACUAACUUUUGCUGAUACUCUCUGAGUCGGUUCAAUGUCUGUCUGGUCUUGUGCACCGUUGCCUUUCUCAACUUUACCUGUGUAAUUUAAUAAAUCCUGGUUUCUCCUUAAACUACAAACAUAUGUAUAUCUUGUAUACAAAGUCAGUGUUGGUGUAGUGAAGAGAUGAAACACCACUUGUAACUCUGGUUUGUUACUGUUCAAUAAACACUCCACAAAUGC
Molecule: messenger RNA, 665 nt
Organism: Oncorhynchus mykiss (rainbow trout)
Lineage: Eukaryota; Metazoa; Chordata; Actinopteri; Salmoniformes; Salmonidae
Product: poly (ADP-ribose) polymerase family, member 3
Biological process (GO): double-strand break repair; protein poly-ADP-ribosylation
Cellular component (GO): site of double-strand break; nucleolus
Molecular function (GO): NAD+ poly-ADP-ribosyltransferase activity
Source: RefSeq, marked provisional